UGGAUGGCAACCGCAGGAUUCAUAUCCGUCGACUCAAUAGAUCAAGCGACGAAGAAUAUUCCGAUGUGCCCCUAGAUCCCAUUUCAACAACGACGUCAACUAUGUUCCGCACUAUCCCUGAGAAUCUUAUAUCACUAGCAACCCUUAGAUACCUUGGGUUCAAUGAAGAAACAGCAACAUACAUAUGGCACCGAUGGACAAAUUGGCCACCAGGACCCAUAGUCAGAGAAACAGACGAUGAUCGGGGGGCUGACUUUGUGAUGACCUUCAUCGAUUUUGCUACCGACCAUGUGACAGCGAAACGAGAACUUGACGCAUUUGAAGACCGGAACUUAGAUUGGUUCAAUUUCAUGGAUGAAUGCGGUAUAUGUCCCGAACUUGUCAAUCACAUUAUGGAUCCUGUCUUCAAGGAUAUUCGCCUUACACAAUCUUGUCUCUUCUGGGUUAAAGAUACGAUGGAGUUGCGAUACCGUGGCUUGCAAGAAGUACAAAAGGCGUCGCAUGAGAGAGCGAUGAGUCUCGGCCAAGAAACCUCGCGAUCUGACGAAUUAGGAUCCAGAGAAGGCGCAACAUCGUCCAGGGGCGGUUUCGGUUCAGCACGAGCCACAUGAUGUCCAAUAUCCAGCACACUGAGAGCUUCCGCGGGAACAUCUCCGUAUACUGCUAUGUUGGAAACUUCUAUUUCUAUAGCUACAAGAAUCCAGGGCUCCAUCACAGUGUACAAAGGGAUGGACAAGGGUCGAGCUGACCGGCUAUUCGAUGAUGCAGGAAACGUCCAUGAUAUAACCUCGUUAAAUUCUGAUCCUCCGAGCGACUUCAUCAAUACUAUGACUGGACUGGGGAUUUACUUCACUGUUUGUCAGGAGCUUGCAGUAAAAUAUGCUUGUUAUAUAAAGCACAGAGACAACGUAAUUGCGGUCGUCGUCGUCCGUGCUACAAUCCCCAACUCGGCCAUUGAAUCUUUAUCCUCGGCACAGCUACAGAAGAUAUUCUGGCCAAGUUAUAAGUGGAAAUCCCUGAUUUAUCACUCCCGCAGAGGCCUAAAGCUUCCAUCUGAUCUGGGCAGGAGUUUGAGGGACGCCAUCCUCAUCAUUGGAACGAUAUCAACUAGGCCAAAGCGCGUUUAUGACAGAAUGGAUGGUCCCGAAGAAGUCACUGAAGAUCACCUUCUGAGGGACAAAAACGGCAACCCAGCUAUUCAAUACGUAUUUCGUGGUGAAUCAGGCGGCGAGUUUUUCAUGCAGCAUAUCAUGCGUAGUAUGACGGUACAUGCCAUGACGACCAGAGAAUACAUAAGUUGGUACCAAAACCGUAGCGCAUACCCCAUACAUAACGAGAGCCUACCGGAGGCUCCUUUUGCUAAUAUGGGAGAAUCCGCCAACAGACCCUAAUAGAACCAGCUAGGAACAUCGCGGUCUCUUCACAAGCCGACCUCCGACCCUCCUGGGCUACCUACUAAUCAGCAGUGGGGAGGGUUAUGUCGGCGGUGUUAUAAUAUGAGGAUCGGCUGAAGGGAUUUGUCCCUCGCGAGGGAUAUCUACGUAGGCCUCGGGGGGGGGGGGGGGUUGAAUCUACCAGUAUGGACUGCACUGCGGCGUUCCAAGGCUAAAACGGGAGUC
Molecule: messenger RNA, 1619 nt
Organism: Annulohypoxylon truncatum
Lineage: Eukaryota; Fungi; Ascomycota; Sordariomycetes; Xylariales; Hypoxylaceae
Exons: 1
Coding region: 666-1391 (241 amino acids)
Source: RefSeq, a predicted model, not a curated record